AUGUACUCAGUUGAGAUAGAAGAAACGAGCGGGUUGGUCGUGACAAACUGUGGCGAACCAAGGGGUUUUUCUUUCUAUCUCCCCCUGAACACACCUUUCUCUUACACAGAUUUAUCAUAUUUCUUCUUCUUCUUCUUCUUCUUCUUCUUCUUCUUCUUCUUCUUCUUCAUGGGAUUAACCGAAUGUGCAAAGAGAUCUACGUCCUCUCUUUCUCUCCCUUUCAAUUUUUAUAGUUUACAACUCAAUUCAUGCUAUAAUCCCUUUUCUUUAACAUCUAUCUAUCUAUCUAUCUAUCUAUCUAUCUAUCUAUCUAUCUAUCUAUCUAUCUUCAGUGAAAUUUAUCUUAUCGUCUUCGUCUUUGUUGCAACCGCGCGUCCAGAGUUAUUUUAUUACCAGGUACUUAUUAAAGAAAGAUCCAUAGUCGACAUUUUUCCCUUCUAUCUUAAUGUUUUACUCCCUAUCAGUUUAAUAUUUUUAUUCUCUCUCUCCCUCCUCUCUCUUUACUCUGCUUUUUUAUUUAUUUAUUCGUGCACGCCUUUUCGUACUUCUUAUUUAUAUCACAGUUUAAUUCUAUUCUUCUUUCGAUCACGUUUCAUUCUCCUUUUAUUGUUUUACAUUAUUCAUUAUUUCUUUAUUUUAUGUUCUUCUUUAUUCUUUUUGUUCUCUAAUUUUCAUUCUCACUUCCUCUUUUUUGUUAUUCUUAGGCUUUUUUUUAAUCCUACAUCCGUUUUCUUUCUUUCUUUGUCAAUUCUACUUUUAUUCACUCUCUUUUGCCCUCUUUUUCUUUAA
Molecule: messenger RNA, 789 nt
Organism: Acanthosepion pharaonis
Lineage: Eukaryota; Metazoa; Mollusca; Cephalopoda; Sepiida; Sepiidae
Source: the annotation of a GenBank genome assembly